AUGCUGCAGCUCAAAGCUCUAAAACAACAAGAUACACAAGAAAAGCAUGCACUAGAUGAAAUCAAUAUUACAAAUCAAAUAAGAUUUCGUCGUCUUCAACGUCGUUGCAUUGUCAUCAGCUCUAUUUCUCUUGUCUUGGCAAUCUUUAUAAUAACUUUGUCAUUACUAUUGAAAUUUGUUAUUCUAAAACCAGCGAAGUCAACAACAACUACAACAACAAAAACAACGGUGUUAUCGACUUCUACCACGACAACAACUCCAUCACCGACUUCACAAAUAUCUACUAUGAUCACAUCGGAACUUUCAACCACGAUGACAAUAACAUCAACAUCAGCGUUGAUCACAACUACCACUACUCCAAAACCACCAAAAUGGUCUCCAACUGCUGACAUGACAGUUGACCGAAGCUCACAUACAGCAUCAUUGCUAGGCAAUGGAAGAGUUUUGGUUGCUGGUGGAAUCGGACCGUUUGCCAGUAUCCUUUCGAAUGCUGAAUUAUAUGAUCCGUCNGGGGGAGAAAAUAGCAACGGCACUCUCAACAGUGUCGAGUUAUAUGAUCCAGCCACAGGUAACUGGUCAAUUACUGGUAGUAUGAACGAAGCACGCAAAUGGCAUGCAGCAACACUUUUAAGAAGUGGUCAAGUUCUGAUAACUGGUGGUAGUGAUGACAACAGCUCACUGAAUAAUGUAGAGUUGUACGAUCCAUCGACAGAAAGUUGGAGUAUCGGCAGCGAACGAAUGAAUGCAUAUCGAUAUUUUCACACAGCAACAUUGCUAAGCGAUGGAGAUGUGUUAGUCGCAGGUGGACAAAACUACGAGAAUGGCUAUAUAAUGGAUAGUGCCGAACUAUACAACCCGUCUACACAAAGUUGGGCAUUAGUCGAUCGAAUGGAAAAUGAACGAACUUCACAUACCGCACUUCUCCUGCCAGAUGGAAGAGUAGUAGCCAUGUAUGGGAACAGUCAAGGGGAUCUGUUUUACGCUAGUGAAGUGUACGAUCCAGCGACAAGAAUAUGGACCGCGAGCGAUGAUAUCGAUGAUUCAUUAUCCGGGCAUACUGCUGUUACAUUGCUAAAUGGUCAAGUUCUAGUUGCCGGCGGGUUUAUUGAUAACGAAGCUUUAAGCAACGCACAACUGUACACCGCACAGGCACGACGGUGGACUAAUACUCGAAGAAUGAAUGUAGCAAGAAUAUCUCACACAGCUUCUUUACUAAAGAAUGAUAAAGUUUUAGUGUGUGGUGGCAUAGAUGGAGACGGCACCCGUUUUAGCAGCGCAGAGUUAUUUGAUCCAUCCACAAAUACCUGGACUAAUGCUGCUAGCAUGCAUCACAUCCGCGCAAGUCACACUGCCUCUACUUUGACAAAUGGGAAAGUUUUGGUUGCAGGUGGAGUAAACGAUUAUUACCGCCUAAAUAGUACAGAAUUGUAUGAUCCAUUAACAGAUAGCUGGUCAAUGAUUAGUAGUAUGAAUGAGCCACGAACAGAACACACUGCAUCCACAUUAGCUGAUGGCAGAGUGUUGGUUACUGGUGGCUCAACCGAUGGUGCUCACACUUCUAAUACCAGUGAAAUAUAUGAUCCACUAACGGAAGAGUGGAGUUUUACUGGUUCUAUGACUUUCGCACGUAAUCAUCACAAAGCAACUGUGUUAUCGAAUGGGCAAGUGCUAGUUACAGGCGGACAAAUGGAUGAUAGUCGUAUUAAUAGUGCUGAACUAUACGAUCCAGCAACAGGACGUUGGUCACCGACCGGCAGUAUGAAUAUAGCACGAAAAGAUCACAGUGGAACAUUAUUAACUAAUGCGAAGGUAUUGGUGACGGGCGGAGUUUCUGAUACUGUAACUCCAUUCAGAAGUGAAUUGUAUGAUCCGGCAACAGGCAUCUGGACUUUGACUGCUUUUAUGAACGAAGCACGGUGUGAGCAUCUAGCGGCGUUAUUACCUGAUGGAAAAGUUUUGGUAGCUGGUGGAUUCAAUACCUAUUAUAUAAAAGGUUGUGAAUUGUAUGAUCCUGAAAAAGAAAGCUGGUCAAUCACGGACAAUAUGAACUACGACCGAGUAGACAGUGUAGCAUGCACGUUAUCAAAUGGAAAAGUGUUAGUAAUUGGUGGAGACGAAUCGAUUAGUACUACUAGAGCAGAAAUAUACACUCCGUAG
Molecule: messenger RNA, 2157 nt
Organism: Adineta ricciae
Lineage: Eukaryota; Metazoa; Rotifera; Eurotatoria; Adinetida; Adinetidae
Source: the annotation of a GenBank genome assembly